AUGGAUCGGCAAUCAGUGUACACGCUCAGCUUGUUUGGAGAGGAUCGGGCAUCCAACGGAGGUCAAGCAUCGGUCAAGCAGAUACAACAGGAGCUCGUUGACUUCAUACUCGACUUCCACCUGGACAAUGUCUUCAUAUACCGCGACCAAAUACGAGAGAAUGUGCUGUCGAAGCAAUACUACUGCGACGUUGACAUUGCACACCUCAUCGCCUUCAACGAGCACCUGGCACAGCGACUGAACAAUGAGCCCGCAGACAUCAUCCCGAUAUUCGAAGCAGCCCUCAAAACAUGCACACAACGCAUCCUCUACCCCUCGCGCAGCGAAGACGAUCUGCGCUCCUCGAAAUCCCUCCCCGAACACCAACUCCUCAUCCAUUCCUCCGUCUCGCAGACUUCAAUCCGAGGCUUGACAGCAACGAAUGUCUCACACCUCGUCCGCAUACCCGGCAUUGUCAUCGGUGCCAGUACUCUCAGCAGCAAAGCCACAAGCGUGCACAUCGAAUGCAGAAACUGCCAGUACUCCACAAACCUCGCUGUAUCGAGUGGCUUUACAGGCCUCACACUCCCACGAACAUGUGGUAGGGAAAAAGUUCCCGGAGAUGCCGGGGAGAAGUGUCCACUGGAUCCAUACUACGUCGUACACGAAAAAAGUCAAUUCAUCGACCAGCAGGUGCUAAAGCUACAAGAGGCCCCAGACGACGUCCCCGUCGGCGAACUGCCACGCCAUAUUCUCGUCUCAGCCGAUCGCUACCUAGCGAAUCGCGUUGUCCCCGGCUCUCGCUGCGUAGUGAUGGGCGUCUUCAGCAUCUACCAGAGCCAAAAGAACAGCAAAGGAAGUGGCGCAGUGGCCAUCCGCAACCCCUACCUCCGCGCCGUCGGUAUCCAGACAGAUCUAAGCCACGAUAUGGCUGGCGGAGCUGGCAUGCACUUCAGUGAGGAAGAAGAGCAAGAGUUUCUCGAAAUGUCUCGGCGACCGGAUCUGUAUAGUCUUUUCGCUUCGUGCAUUGCUCCAUCCAUCUAUGGAAACGCAGAUAUCAAGAAAGCUAUCACAUGUCUACUAAUGGGCGGCAGCAAAAAGAUCUUACCAGAUGGCAUGAGACUAAGAGGCGACAUCAAUGUCCUCCUGCUCGGCGAUCCAGGAACUGCCAAAUCCCAACUUCUGAAGUUCGUCGAGAAAGUGUCGCCUAUAGCAAUCUACACUUCGGGCAAAGGUUCCAGUGCGGCUGGCCUCACAGCAUCCGUGCAGCGCGAUACCACGACGCGGGAGUUCUAUCUCGAAGGUGGUGCCAUGGUUCUCGCAGAUGGUGGUGUGGUCUGCAUCGACGAGUUCGACAAAAUGCGGGAUGAAGACCGUGUAGCAAUCCACGAGGCGAUGGAACAGCAAACAAUCUCCAUCGCCAAAGCCGGCAUCACCACCAUCUUGAACGCCAGGACGUCGGUUCUGGCCGCCGCUAACCCGGUGUUCGGACGAUACGACGACAUGAAGUCUCCAGGCGAGAACAUCGAUUUCCAAACCACCAUCUUAUCCCGUUUCGACCUCAUCUUCAUCGUCCGCGACGAUCACGACCGCGCCCGCGACGAAAGAAUCGCAAAGCAUGUCAUGGGGAUCCACAUGGGAGGCCAGGGCCUCGCCUCCGACCAAGCGGAAGCCGAGAUCUCAGUGGAGAAAAUGAAGCGAUACAUCUCCUACGCCAAAACGCGAUGUGCGCCACGGAUGUCUCCCGAAGCGGCGGAGAAACUAUCUUCGCAUUUCGUUUCCAUCAGAAGGCAAGUUGCUAGGGCGGAGGCGGAUGCGAAUCAGAGGUCGAGUAUCCCUAUUACGGUAAGGCAGUUGGAGUCGCUUGUAAGAAUCACGGAGAGUUUGGCCAAGAUUGAGUUGCAGGCUGUGGCGACGGAGAGGCAUGUUGAUGAGGCUAUACGACUUUUCCUUGGGUCGACUAUGGAUGCUGUUAUGAGUGCUGGUGGGGACACGAGUGCGGCGGGGUUGUCGGGAAAUAGGGAGAUGGUGGAGGAGGUGCAUAAGGUUGAGGAGGAAUUGAGGAGGCGGUAUGACGUGCCCCUACUAUCUAUUCGAAGGAGUUACGCUGACUUGACUGCUCUCAGGUUGCCGAUCGGCUAUACAUCCUCCCUACAAACUCUUCGGCGCGAGUUCGUGGAAAGGAAGGGGUAUAGUGAGCAAUCACUCCAUCGCGCCCUGCAAGUCCUGUCGAGGAGGGAGAGUGUGCAAUUCCGACGAGGAGGUGCGCUGGUGCAUAGGAGUGGUGUCUGA
Messenger RNA from Recurvomyces mirabilis, 2271 nucleotides. It is a transcript of the gene MCM5, whose product is annotated as minichromosome maintenance protein 5. Gene Ontology annotation, biological process: DNA replication initiation; DNA replication; double-strand break repair via break-induced replication. Bases 1 to 2271 code for a protein of 756 amino acids. Gene Ontology annotation, molecular function: 3'-5' DNA helicase activity; ATP binding; DNA replication origin binding. NCBI's taxonomy places the organism in Eukaryota, Fungi, Ascomycota, Dothideomycetes, Mycosphaerellales, Teratosphaeriaceae. Gene Ontology annotation, cellular component: MCM complex; nucleus. The transcript has 3 exons. The record is from RefSeq and is a predicted model, not a curated record.